Molecule: messenger RNA, 5283 nt
Organism: Eutrema salsugineum
Lineage: Eukaryota; Viridiplantae; Streptophyta; Magnoliopsida; Brassicales; Brassicaceae
Exons: 4
Coding region: 1-5283 (1760 amino acids)
Biological process (GO): DNA integration
Molecular function (GO): RNA-DNA hybrid ribonuclease activity; nucleic acid binding
Source: RefSeq, a predicted model, not a curated record
AUGGCAGACCAAUCCAACGUUCACGAAGAAGAAAACCCUCUCAGGGGAAAUAACAUCAACGCCCAAACAGGGCAAACGGGAGGAACUCCUGGAGAAAACGCCGGAACUGCUGCCAAGCAAACUCCCGCAGCCGUAACCGACUUGUUACUCCAAAUGUUCACUGCUCAGUUCGAUGCCAUCAACAAAAGGAGCGAGGAACGUUUCAGUCAGAUGGCGGCACAGAUCGCCGAACUCAGUCAGACACGAACUCCUCUCCGAGUUUGGAACAUCAUUGACGAUCUCAAUGCCGACGGAGAUCCAACCGGAACUAUGAGGUCUGCCGCGGUCGGGUCAGCAAACCCACCAGCACCGGAUUUAAGCCGAGACGCCGAGUUUGAAGCGAUGAAAGCACAGCUUUGCGAUAUCACCUCAAAAAUACAUCAAGCCACAAGCGCGGCUCCGGAGAUCGAGCGCGUCAUUCAGGAAACACAGAAGACUCCUUUCACAUCGCGCAUCGCAGGGACGCCAGUCAAGCACAUGGAGAAACUGAAGAUUAAAAUCUACGAGGGCAACUCUGACCCUCGACACUUCCUGACGUCGUUCGGCAUCUGCAUGAAUCGAUACCAGUUUAAGUCUGCCGAAGAAAGAGACGCGGUUCAGUGCCAACUAUUUGUGGAAAGUCUGGGAGGAGUAGCUCUCGACUGGUUCUCACGGCUCGAAGCCAAUUCAAUCGACAGCUACAAAGAGUUAACGACGGCCUUCGUCAAGCACUUCUCCAUGUUCAUUGGACAGAAUACCAAGAACUCCGAGCUCUGGCAAAUAGCUCAAGGACCAAGCGAGAGCCUUCGCGACUUCAUCCAGCGCUUCAAGGCAAUCGUCACCAACUGUACGAUUAGCGACAAAGCCGCUCUCUUAUGCCUUCAGAAAGGAGCUCGGAUAAAGACCAGUUUCCGAAGCGCGAUCACGCAUAACCCACCGCAGACAUUAGAAGAUGCGUUACACCGAGCUAAUACUUACAUUGCUGAAGAAGAAGAAGAAGUUGCGUACGAGCAAAGUCACUCAACAAAACAACCCGAACGUCUGAAACCCGCGACUAACGAGCCGCAGUCGGGAUACGGUCGAGGAUAUGAGAACCGCAAGAAACUCUAUGCUAACGCAAUCCAACAACCAAGCAAGCAGUGGAAUAAUAAAUGGGUCCGCGGUGAAGAAGACCAAGACGAGUCGUUAUUCUGCGAAUUCCAUAACCGUAGGGGCCACAGCACCGAAGAAUGCAGGCAUUUGCGAGAAUAUCUACUCAGCCUGUAUCGCAAGGAGCCGAUCUCGGUCGACGAACUCCGACGCUCAAAUACGCCUAAGAGCGGUGGGCAACUCUCGAUGCCUCGACCGAACAACGAACAUCUCGAGAAAGCACUCGCCAAAGAUCCACCAACUCCACCGGCUUUACCGACACUACCACCACCGCCACCGAAUCCGCCUGCUUUGCCCAAGCAACAGAAACGGAAUCGCGAUGACCGAGCUCCGGAGAAUCAUGCUCCUAAGGCGCGAAAACGUGUCAACAUGAUAAUGGGGGCCAUCGAAGCUUGCAGUUAUUCCGUUCGAGCCAUCAAGGAAUACAGCAAACAAGCCGCUAGCACACCGAAAACCCCGCAGGAUCCGCCGAAGGGAGCGCCCUUGGUCUUUACCGAGGCUGACACAAUCGGAAUUCACAAGCCGCAUAAUGACGCUCUCGUUGUCGAUCUACUCCUCGACGACGUCGAAGUUAGCCGCAUUCUGAUCGAUACUGGCAGUUUGGUCAACGUUAUCUUCAAGGAAGCACUUGACCAGCUCGAGUUGGCGUCAGAUAGGAUUGAUCCGUUCAUCGAGCCACUUACCGGAUUUGAUGGAGAACGUUGUAUGACGAUCGGCACUGUCAAAAUCCCAAUCUACGUCGGCGGAAUCGCAAAGAUGAUCCAGUUCCUUAUCCUCGACAAACCAGCGAUCUACAACGCUAUUCUCGGUACGCCAUGGCUGCACGCAAUGAAAGCGGUCGCUUCGACGUACCAUCAAUGCUUGAAGUUCCCGACCCCCGACGGUGUGUACACACUCCGAGGAGACCAAGCCGUUGCUCGAUCGUGCUACAUAAAUGAGUGCAGACUCCACUCGGCCAACCAAGCUUGCGUUAUUAGUUCGUUCGGACCAACUGACAAGCUCAUCGUCCAAAAGACAAAGCCUAAGCAGGAAUCAAUCGUUCAAGUUAGCAUUGACGAACUCAGGCCCGAGCGUCAAGUUGGAAUUGGUGCCGAGCUCGACCCAGUCAUCCGUGAACCACUCAUUCGUUUCCUGAAACAGCAUACCUCAACCUUCGCUUGGUCGGUAGAAGACAUGCCCGGGAUUGACCCGCAGAUCGCGUGCCACGAGCACAAUAUAGAUCCGACGUACAAGCCUAUCAAACAGAAACACCGAAAGCUCGGGCCAGAGAAAGCGCAAGCCGUGAACAACGAGGUCGAGCGCUUACUCAAAGCUGGAUCUAUCACCGAAGUUAAGUAUCCAGAUUGGUUGGCAAACCCUGUGGUCGUGAAAAAGAAGAAUGGUAAAUGGAGAAUUUGCGUCGACUUCACCGACCUCAAUAAAGCGUGUCCGAAAGAUAGCUUUCCGUUACCUCAUAUCGAUCGCCUUGUGGAAGCAACUGCCGGAAACGAACUACUCUCAUUCAUGGAUGCGUUCUCCGGAUACAAUCAGAUUCUCAUGCAUCCGCAGGACCGAGAGAAGACAUCAUUCAUCACGGACCGUGGCAUCUAUUGCUACAAGGUCAUGCCAUUCGGCCUGAAGAAUACUGGAGCAACGUACCAACGACUAGUAAACCGGAUGUUCGCGAGCCAGCUCGGACGAACUAUGGAAGUCUACAUCGAUGAUAUGCUCGUAAAGUCACUCAUCGCUUCCGAGCACGUCGGCCAUCUUCGCACAUGCUUUGAUAUCUUGAAUCAAUAUGGUAUGAAGCUUAAUCCAACUAAGUGUACGUUCGGCGUAACAUCUGGAGAGUUCCUCGGAUAUAUCGUCACACGGCGAGGCAUUGAAGCUAAUCCGAAGCAGAUCGCCGCUAUUCUCGAGCUCCCCUCGCCGACAACCAAACGCGAAGUUCAGCGACUUACCGGACGUAUUGCAGCGCUUAACAGAUUCAUAUCUAGAUCAACGGACAAGUGCUUGCCCUUUUACCAACUUCUCCGCGGUAACAAGCACCUCGAAUGGAAUGAGAAGUGCGAAGAAGCCUUCGCCGAGCUAAAGAAAUAUCUGUCCACUCCGCCAGUUCUAUCCAAACCAGAAACCGGCGAGACACUUUAUCUUUACAUCGCGAUUUCGGAGUUCGCAGUUAGCAGCGUUCUUGUUCGAGAAGAUCGCGGCGAACAAAAACCAAUUUUCUACACGAGCAAGUCCCUCGACGGAUCGGAGUAUCGUUAUCCGACUUUGGAGAAGUUCGCCUUCGCCGUGGUUAUUUCUGCACGGAAACUACGCCCGUACUUCCAGUCUCACGCAAUCGUGGUCUUGACCGAUCACCCUCUUCGCACUUCCUUCAUAGCCCAAGUCAGUCCGGACGACUCGCUAAGUGGAACGGCUACGAAGUCUCAGGUCCUAGCAGAUUUCUUGGUCGAACUCCCACCAGAGCUCGUCGAAGAUAAUCCGGUCGUACAACCUUGGAUUCUUCACGCCGAUGGUUCAUCAUCCCAUAAAGGAUCCGGAGUUGGAAUACGUCUCAAAUCACCCGAAGGAGAAGUAAUCGAGCAGUCGUUUCGGCUCGGCUUCCCGGCAUCCAAUAACGAAGCCGAGUACGAAGCAUUGAUUGCCGGACUACGACUCGCUAAAGGUAUCGGCGCCGAGCACGUACACGCCUAUUGCGAUUCUCAACUCGUAGCCAACCAGUUUCACGGCGAAUACGAGGCCAAGAACGACCGCAUGGACGCAUAUCUCAAAGUUCUUAAGGAUAUUGCUUCAGAUUUCUCCACCUUCGAGCUUACAAAGAUACCUCGAGACGAGAAUGCAACCGCCGACGCCUUAGCCGCACUCGCGACUAAUUCCGAUCCUGAUCUUUGGCGAACUAUCCCGAUUGCAGCAAUCGAGCGACCAACCCAGCCAAACCGUGCUCCACCCCUCACCCGAAAGACGAAACCUAAAGAGGUCAUCCCCGAUCGCGACAACGAUACGGACGAGCUUAACGAUAACGAGCCCGAAUCCGAGGACGAGUCCGAAGGCCAGCACGUCCCCAUCGAUAUUGAAGCCGAAGGAGAAGACGAACCCGAGGAUUGGUCCUUAGAAAUCGUGAUAUACAUCGGAGAUGGAACGGUUCCCGCAGAUAAAUGGGCAGCUCGGCGCCUUAAGGCUCGCGCAGCCCGGUAUGUGGUCAUUAAAGGUAUUCUUCUCAGAUGGGACGCUUAUGGUGUACUUUUGACUUGUGUUCACGGCAACGACAUCGCGGAAGUAAUGCAAAAGAUUCACGAAGGAGAAGGAGGAAAUCAUUCCGGAGCUCGGUCCUUGGCAUUUAAGAUCAAGAAAGCCGGCUAUUACUGGCCUACUAUGCUCUCUAAUUGCGAGAAGUACACGGCACGUUGCGAGAAGUGCCAACGUCAUGGUCCGAUGAUAAAUCUUCCUACCGAGCUCCUGAUGACCUCGACUGCACCAUAUCCUUUCAUGCGCUGGGCAAUGGACAUCAUCGCCGAAGCAUACCCCGAGAUCCAUGGAAUCGACGUCAAGAAGUUUGUCUGGAAGUUCAUCAUCUGUCGACACGGAGUUCCGUACGAGAUCGUUACGGACAAUGGAACCCAGUUCACUUCGAUAAUUUUCCAAGAUUUUUGCGCCAAGUGGAAAAUCCGACUAAGUUUCUCUACCCCGCGUUAUCCGCAAGGCAACGGACAAGCCGAAGCCACGAACAAGACCAUCAUUGACGGACUGAAGAAACGACUCGAUAUCGCUAAGGGAACGUGGGCAGACGAACUCGAUGGCGUCCUGUGGUCUCACCGAACGACACCGCGACGUUUAACCGGUCAGUCACCCUUCUUCCUUGCGUAUGGCGCAGAAGCUAUGUGUCCAGCCGAACUUAACGUCCCAACCAUUCGCCGAACUAUGCUUACCCAGCAACCCGAGGCGAAUGACAAUAUGAUGAUCGACGCACUUGACUUAGUCGAAGAACAUCGCGAACGAGCACUACUCCGGAUACAGAAUUACCAACAACUUGCAGCUCGUUACUACAAUAAAAAAGUUAAAGGCCGUCACUUCGAAGACGGCGACCUCGUACUUCGUAAAGUCUAUCAAAACACUGAAGAGAAGAAUGCAUGA